CUGUUGUGGGUUUUAACGCUUUUCUCACCAAACCGCCCUGUUUUAAUCACCGCACCGCUAAUUAGCGUUCAUUACCGUUAAUUACUCCCCGCCGAGCCCCGAGGUUGCGGCGAUCGCUGCGGCGGGUCCGCCUGCCCGCCUGGGGGCGCGCUGCGCAUGCGUGAGCUCGCCGAGGCCCCUCCCGGCCGCCGUAGCGCCGCCUCCCCGGCGCAUGCGCGUCGCGGCCUCGCCCUCCCGGUCGCCGCUCGCACCUCCCGGCGCUGGAGAAGCGGCAGCGGGUCCGGUGCGGCCUCACCCCCCCCCCCGUCCCGCCUCACCCCCCGCCCCCGGGAUGAGCGCGGGGAGCGGGAACGUUCUGUGGCCGCAAAAUGGCGGCGCCGGGGCGGGGGGUGGAGGAGGAGGAGGGGGGGGGAGCCACCGCCACCGGCCGCGCUCGCUCUCGCCGUGCGCCAACAUGGCGGCGCUGCCCCGGAUGUGAAGCGGCGCGUUGAUUGGCUGCUGGGUCCCUCUACCCCCUCACCCCACCCGCCUUGUACGGUAUCAUGGCGGCGCCCGCUCCCGCGGCCCCACCGGCGGCCACUUCCGGUCCUGCGCAGUGGGCGGCGGGGCCGGUCAGCGGCGGCGGCGCGAGGAGCGAGCGGGAGGCGGGAGCCCCCGUGAGGCGCUUUGGGGGGUCCCCCCCCCACUCUGUGAUGUCCCCGCGCCCCUGAACCCCCAACCGGGCCAUGGCCGCCCCGCCCCCCCCCGGCGGCGUCAUCGUGCUGGAUGAGGACGAAGAGGGGACCCCCCCCCCCGCCCCCCCCGGCCCCCCCGCCCCCCGAGGACCCCCCGGCCCCUCCGCCCCCCCCGGCAGCCCCGGGACCCCCCAAAGUGCGGAGGCGGGGGGGGGCGGCUACAGGGAGGAGAACGAGCGGCUGUUCCAAGAGUUCCUGGAGCUGUGCGCCCGCCUGACGGAGGAGCACCCCGAGGUGGUGCCGUUCCUGUCGGGGCGGCACCAGAAGGCGUCUCCGGCGUUCCUGGCGUCGGCCGAGCUGCGCAACGUGCUGAGCCGCUGCCUGGCCCGCGUGCGCGCGCGCCGCGCCAAGGUCUACGUGUACAUCAACGAGCUCUGCACCGUGCUCAAGGCGCACACGCUGCGCCGCAAGCUCCCGCUGCUCGCCGCGCCCGCCCCCCCGGAGCCUCCGGCGUCCCCGCGGCCCCCCCCGGCGCCGCCGUCCCCCCCCGGCCCCUCCGCGCCCGCCCCGCGCCCCCCCGGCGGCUCCAAGCGCCAGAUCCGCUACCUGGAGAACCUGCUGCGCGUCUACACGGGCGAGAUCCGGCGGCUGCAGGAGCGCGAGCUGGACCUGGCGGAGCUGGACAGCGCCGACUCCACGUACCUGCAGGAGAGCCGGCUCAAGCGCCGCAUGAUGCGCAUCUUCGAGCGGCUGUGCCAGCUCAAGCGCUGCAGCAGCCUGACCGGCCGCGUCAUCGAGCAGCGCAUCCACUACCGCGGCACCCGCUACCCCGAGGUGAACCGGCGCAUCGAGCGCUUCAUCAACCGCCCCGACGCCUUCCCCGACUACGGCGACAUCCUCAAGGUGAUCCAGAAGGCGAGCGCGCGGCACGGGCUGGGGCUGGCGCCGCGGCAGAUGGAGAACAUGGCGCAGGACGCCUUCCGCGAGGUGGGCAACCGGCUGCAGGAGCGCCGCCACCUCGACCUGGUCUACAACUUCGGCAGCCACCUCACGGACCAGUACCGGCCGGGGACCGACCCCGCCCUGGCCGACCCGGCGCUGGCCAAGCGGCUGCGGCGGAACCGCUGGGUGGCGCUGACGCGCCUGGACGGCGUCAUCGCGCACUUCGCGCAGCUGCAGGACGAGAGCGAGGAGGAGGAGCGGGGGCGGCGCCGGGGGGCGCGCCACAGGGGCCCCCCCGCAGCCCCCCCGGGGAAGGCGCAGGCGUCGGGGCGGCCGCGCCAGGAGGACGAGGAGUCGGAGGACGAGGAGCCGGACGAGGAGGAGGAGGAUGAGGAAGAUGAGGAGGAGGAGGAGGAGGAGGAGGAGGAGGAGGAGGAGGAUGAGGAGGAAGAUGAGGACGAGGAGGAGCCGGAGGAGGAGGAGGAGGAGCAGCAGCGCGGGGCCGAAGGGCGCGGAGCCGCCACGCAGGGUGCCGCGCGGUCCCCGCCCCCCCCCGCGGAGGAGGAGGAGGAGGAGGAGGAGGAGGAGGAGGGGAGGAAGGAGCCGCCCGAGCUCUUCGUGCUGGAGAUCGAGACGCUGCCCGUGGAGUCCCCCCCGCCCCCCCCCAGCCCCCCCAAAACCGCCCCCCCCUCCCCGCAGCCCUCCGAGCCCGCCCCGCCCCCCCCCCGCCUGCUCCCGCCUCCACCCCCAGCAGGACAAGGACGGGGGGGGCGGGGGGGUCCCCGCGCUUUGGGGUCCCCCCCCCCACAAAGGGAAACGCCCCUGACCCCCCCGGAUGACCCGCAGCCCUUGGAGAACGGGGGGGCCGGGGGGGGAGGGGCAGGGGAGGGGGGGGGCAUCAGCUCCACCAGUUUGAAUGGGGGCACCGAGACCCCCCCCCGGAAACGGAGCCGCCUGGAGCCUCCCCAGGGGGGCAGCCCCCCCCUGGGCUCGGAGGAUGAGCAGCUGGGGGGGGGGCCCGGGGGGCUGAGCCCCCGCUCCCCCCGCCCCCCCCCCAGCCCCCUCCCCGAUUCCACCCGCGCCGACUCCCCCGGGAGGGACCUGGUGAGCAGCUCCCAGGGGAGCCCCCCCCGGGACCCCCCCCCGGGCAGCCCCCCCCGCGCCCCCAAGGUCUGCAAGACCAGCGUGGCGACCCAGUGCGACCCCGAGGAGAUCAUCGUGCUGUCGGACUCGGACUGACCCCGCCCCUUUCCGGGACGGCCACGCCCCCCUUUUCCGGGCUGGCCCCGCCCACUCCUUCCGCUUGGCCCCGCCCAUCCCCAAUAAAAACUCCCGUUUUCUUAC
Molecule: messenger RNA, 2960 nt
Organism: Columba livia (rock pigeon)
Lineage: Eukaryota; Metazoa; Chordata; Aves; Columbiformes; Columbidae
Gene: DAXX
Product: death domain associated protein
Biological process (GO): nucleosome assembly; negative regulation of DNA-templated transcription; regulation of apoptotic process
Cellular component (GO): PML body; nucleus
Molecular function (GO): histone binding; nuclear androgen receptor binding; transcription corepressor activity
Source: RefSeq, a predicted model, not a curated record